Molecule: messenger RNA, 1335 nt
Organism: Triticum aestivum (bread wheat)
Lineage: Eukaryota; Viridiplantae; Streptophyta; Magnoliopsida; Poales; Poaceae
Product: BRD4-interacting chromatin-remodeling complex-associated protein-like
Exons: 2
Coding region: 645-1091 (148 amino acids)
Source: RefSeq, a predicted model, not a curated record
UCACACAGGCAAGCUGAGUUCGAUUCACGGGUUCAGACAUGGCGGCACGAGAGGAGGAAGAUGCUUCGAUCUCUUCAUCCUGGGCGUCAGUUCAGUUCAUGCCCACACUCUGUUUUAGCAGGUCCUCAAUCCUGCUUGAUGGUCGCUUCCCUCGGUACUGUUUGUUGCGGUCUUCUGCUAGUGCAAGCUAUGGGCUUUGUUUUAAUUUUUCUUUCAAGCUUGUGCGCGGCGUUGAGUUGUAAGCUCCCUAGAAUGCUCCCUUGUAUUGUUGGGCCGAUGUGGUCUGUUGUUUGUCUGUAAUUCCUGGCCAGUUGAUGGUUUUGUUAAUUCAAAGUCGGGCUCUUCGCGAGCCUUCAUUCUAAAAAAAAACAUGGCGGCUCCAACGAGAGCACUGGUCCUCACCGUCCUCCUGGCGACCGCCGUUUCCAACGCCGAGGCGGCGUCCGUCGUCGUCGGUCUGGCCAAGUGCGCCGACUGCACCAGGAAGAACAUCAAGGCCGAGGAAGCCUUCAAGGGUCUCCAGGUGGCGAUCAGGUGCAAGAACGUCUACGGCGACUACGAGAGCAAGCAAGGCGGUGGGUGCCCUCGACGGCACCGGCGCCUUCAGCGUGCCCCUCGCUUCUGACCUCCAUGGCGCCGACUGCAUGGCUCAGCUCCAUAGCGCCGCAUCCAACGCGCCGUGCCCUGGCCAGGAGCCAUCCAAGAUCGUGCCGGUGUCCGAGGGCACCACCUUCGGUGUCAUCGCCGGCGCCAAUACCGCCACGCCAUCCGUGGCGUCGCUCGAGUGUGCGUCCAUGACCCUGUGCGGGACAAUCAAGAAGCACAUCAUCGAGCACUUCCACCACAAGAAGCCCGUGCCACCGAAGCCGGAGCCCAAGCCCCAGCCUCACCCGGACUACCACCCCGUGCCCAAGCGGCCAAGCCGGAGCCGAAGCCGCAGCCCCACCCAGACUACCAUCCCGUCCCUCCCAUGCCCACCUACGGCGGUGGCGGUGGCGGUGGAUACCAUGGACACCACUGACUCCAGUGAUCCAGUCUCUACCACCUUCCGGGCCAGCACUGAAAUCCCCAUGGUUUCGUGCUCUGGGUGACGUUGCUAUUUAUGAUCGCCGCAUGCACGGUUGGUUUAGCCUUUUAUCAUUCCCUACCCUGUUUUUCAAUAUUUGCAUAAUGACUUCAGAAUAAGUGUUAUGAGGGUCAGGGGUCAGUGUGUCAGACAAGUGUGUGGGUGUUGGUGUUUCUUUACCAAGGUUUGUAAUAUUUCUGCCAAUUUUUGUAAGAAGUUACUAUGUAUGAAUCAAGCUAUAAUCAAUUGCGAAGUACACCCUUUCCCAA